GCUUUCUGAAUGGCUCUUUGCAUCAACUUAUAUAAAGGGAAGCUUCGGGAUCAUGAAUUUAAUAAUGUUUUGUCUAAGAGGACAAUGGACUUCAAGGUGACUCCAGUUCUGGCCUUUGUGCAUCAAGAAUGAAAGGAAAUUUGCCGAACUCCUGUUUUAAGAUUUCUGAAGAAUGGAUGGAGAGCCUUUUACCUCCAAUUUUUUUUCCUCUGGAAACUUCCCUUCCGAAAUUGGCAUUACCUUGGAACAGAAAACUACAUUUGCCUUUGUGCUUUUACUGAUUAUUUUCCUUGGUGCUCUCAUUGUCCGAUGUUUUCGAAUCCUCUUAGACCCUUACAGGACUAUGCCAACUGCCACCUGGACAGAUGGACUUGACGGGUUAGAAAAAGGGCAAUUUGAUUAUGUUUUAGCUUAG
This is a messenger RNA of Crotalus tigris (Tiger rattlesnake), 415 nucleotides long. It is a transcript of the gene CTXN3, whose product is annotated as cortexin 3. The transcript has 2 exons. The record is from RefSeq and is a predicted model, not a curated record. The coding region runs from base 173 to 415 and encodes 80 amino acids. Lineage: Eukaryota; Metazoa; Chordata; Lepidosauria; Squamata; Viperidae.